Arabis nemorensis is the source of this 1842-nucleotide messenger RNA. The record is from the annotation of a GenBank genome assembly. NCBI's taxonomy places the organism in Eukaryota, Viridiplantae, Streptophyta, Magnoliopsida, Brassicales, Brassicaceae.
AUGGAGAAAGAAGGAGAGUGUGAUAACAUCAAGUUAGGUGAUCAGAUAUAUCCUGAUGAGCCGUCUUUUUGUUCCGAGAUGGAAACCGAAACCAUUGCUUCAUCUCAGAAGAAUGAAGGAGGUGAGGGGAGUAAUGUGGUCUUUUCAAGAGAGGCGCCUCUUAUAGGCAAGGAUCCAGCUGGUACUAAUUCGGGGGAAUGUUGUGGUUGUAGUGUAAAGAAACUAAAUUUCAAAGGCAAUGAGGAUCUCGUCGCUGAGAAGGAAAAUGUCGUGCAGCAGAAAAAGCUUAAUAGGCACGAUAGAAUCGAGUUGGGACGACUUUUUCAAGGUGCUGUUACAUCACUGGAUUGGGAACUUGCUGAGAGAUUUAUUCUGAUGGCUGAUCAGCAUACUUUGAAUGAUUUGUUGUGCGUUGGUUUAGACUCCGUUUGGUUUUUGAGUACAAAGCACGAGUUUCAGGGGAUUACUGGAUUGAUUAAGAAGAUCAUAGGUCAUGGUGCUCAUGACUUUACUAGAGCUGCUCUUAGGACUUCAUUUCUUGCUUCAUGUGUCUCUGCUUGCCAGAGCCGGACAAUGAGUCUUGCUGAUACAGUAACUGUUAUGGCUCAAAGGUUGCAUGAGCGUCUCCAAGAGUGCAACGGGGAUGAGAUUCUGAAAGCAGAGGCUGGAGCAAAAGUUCAGAAGUUCACUGAAUGGGCUCUCAAAUGUAUAGGUUUCCACUCCAGAUGCCAGGGUGCAAGAGAUAGAGUUAGCCACAAUUCAGCUGCUGAAAUUGAACUACAGCUUUCGGCUUUCAAGAUGUUCUUAGAUCUAGCAGGAAACCAUCUCUCCGGAAGAGAUUUCACGGAGGCCUUUGAUGCUGCUUGUUUCCCGCUCACUCUGUUUUCUAACUCGUUUGACUCUGGUUGGGCCUCUGGAAUAUCAGUUACUGUCAUACAGGGACUGCUCGGUAUGCUGGUUGAAGGUGGUGCAGAUAACGUAAAUCAAUGUUUCCUUGAAGCUUCACGUUUCGGUAGUACAGAACUUGUUCGCGUCUUGUUGCAGAUUGCUCAAAGGAACAGCUUAGAUGUGGAUGUGGACUUAGCUUUGGGUUUUGCUUCACAUUAUUGUAAAAUUGGGACAAUGAAGUGCCUAGUGGAAGAAGGCCAUGCCAUUGCCUUUUUGGGCCCUUUGAUGAGAGCAGCAGAGAGAGGUUGUAUGCAAGUUGUUCAAUGGUUUGUGAAAAGAGGUUGCCGUGACAUGGAGCUUUGUCUUGCUCUAACAGCCGCCACUUCAAGUAGCCAAGUCGAGGUCGCUGCUUAUCUCCUCCCUCGUGUUCCGCCACCUGUACUAACCGCUCUCAGCAUCGAAAUCCUCAAAGCAGCUGGAGAAAGAAGCGGAGGGUCUCUCCAAGGAGUAGAGUUUCUCCUCAAAGCAGACUUCUUAGGAGAUUCCGUGGCCACAUACUCAGUAGCAGACAGCAUCGCGAGGUCAUCAGACGACGAAUCCGUACCUUCGGAUCUAAAAUUGUUUCUCCAAGAACAUUGGUCAGAAUCAGCUUUUGAGAAAGGAAUGAGAGAAAGUCAUGAGAAUUUCAUGAAUUUUAUGAGGGUUUUGAAGAAAGGCGAGUCUGCGAUAUCGUUAAGAGACCUUCCUGCGCCUCUAAGAGUAGCGAUUGCCUACAUGCCGCUGUACAGAGAGUGCGUGAAUGCGGGCGGGCGGUUACUAUCUCAGAGGCUAAGAGGUCAGCUCGUGGAAGCUGUGAGACAGCUCCAAGGAUGUCUUGUUGCAGUUGUGGAAGUAAGCGAGACUCAUCACCUUAUGGCGAUUUUGGAGCAUCACCUUACCGCCAUUUACGGGUAA